Molecule: messenger RNA, 458 nt
Organism: Ailuropoda melanoleuca (giant panda)
Lineage: Eukaryota; Metazoa; Chordata; Mammalia; Carnivora; Ursidae
Product: dipeptidase 2-like
Exons: 2
Coding region: 39-329 (96 amino acids)
Biological process (GO): proteolysis
Molecular function (GO): metallodipeptidase activity
Source: RefSeq, a predicted model, not a curated record
CCAGGGAGCUCCAAAGCAACCCCUGUGCAAGCCAGCCCAUGGCCUUCCCCCAGUUCUGGUCAGCCUACGUCCCAUGCCAGACCCAGGAACGGGAUGCCUUGCGCCUCACCCUGGAGCAAAUUGACCUCAUCCGCCGCAUGUGUGCCUCCUAUUCUGAGUUGGAGCUUGUGACCUCAGUUAAAGCUCUGAACAACACCCGGAAGUUAGCUUGCCUCAUUGGCGUGGAGGGCGGCCACUCGCUGGACAGUAGCCUUUCCGUCUUGCGUACCUUCUAUGUGCUGGGUGUGCGCUACCUGACACUCACUCACACCUGCAACACACCCUGGUGAGCACUGUGCAGAUGGUAUGCACCCACUGAUCCAGCCAUGUGCCCCAGAUCACACUGGGGCUCAGACCAAGCUUUACCCCUGGGAUCUGGCACUGACCCUGGAGUGGGGAGGGGAGCAGGGGUUCACAGA